Molecule: messenger RNA, 2149 nt
Organism: Solea solea (common sole)
Lineage: Eukaryota; Metazoa; Chordata; Actinopteri; Pleuronectiformes; Soleidae
Gene: hs3st4
Product: heparan sulfate (glucosamine) 3-O-sulfotransferase 4
Exons: 2
Coding region: 887-2149 (420 amino acids)
Molecular function (GO): [heparan sulfate]-glucosamine 3-sulfotransferase activity
Source: RefSeq, a predicted model, not a curated record
CCUCACUCGUGCACAGACAGAGGGGAAAAAAAGUGGGUGUAUGCACUCUAGUUGUGUUGUGCUGUGCUGUGUGGCUCCACUACAGCGCUUCAGUUGCGAUGAGCUCACGCGGGCGAUGCGCACAGCGUUGCUCUCUGCCAAUGUGAGAAGGCGCAAUAAGGACGGCGAGCAGCAGGCUGGAAGGCAGCGGGAAGAGUGUGGAUGCCUCUGUGCAAACGCGGCUGGUUUGUUUUCCCUCACAACUCAAACUAAGCAGAGAGACGCGUAAAAGGAUCGUGCGCACAUUCGCCUCUCGUUGGAAAGACUCAGUGGAUAUCUAGUUUGUCUGGAUGGAAGAAAAUCCACUCCUGUGUCGCCGACUGGACUGGACUGGACUGGACUUGUGGCUGAUGAGAAGAAGCCCACUUUAAGAAACACACUGCUGCUCGUUUCCCCCUUCUUUUCUUUCCCUUUGUUUUUUUUUUUUUUUAUCCUCCUCCACCUGCUUCAUAAAAUGUCAGGAUUCCGUCGGUCCAGUUCAAGCCAGGCUGCUCAUUUGGAAGGACGCCAGACCUCCAUCCACUUAAAUCUGCAAGUUCAGUCCAAUAAAUUGUGACAUUGUCUGUCAGCUUUGGAAUAAGAAAUCGAUACGCGAGAAAAGGAACGCGGGAUUCUUCCGGAAUUUUAACGAUCUGUUUCACCUCCCGCACACACACACACACACACCAUCGUCCUUAUAAAUAUGCGAUUCGGUUGGAUUAGGUUGUUUUGGUCCAGCUUCACGCUUUUGCAGCUGGACCGGCGCCGCUGAUAGUGACUGAUUAUUGCCGUUGAUUUUUUUGUCAAUGCAAGACUCGCGGUGGAAACAUGUCUGUCCACUUCUUUGAGAGGAUCACUGCUAUCAGAGAUGGCAUUUUGGUCCAGCACUUCGGUUUUCACCACUAAAGUGCCCCGGAAAGUCUUAUUCAUGUUCACCCUCUCCCUCUCUGUCACUUACUUGUUCUACAGCUUGAUGAGCUGCUACAACUCGCUGCAGUUCCCCCUGCAAGAGAACUACGUGUAUCAAGGCAGGCUGGUGACGGAGGAGACAACUUUUGUGACAUUGAGGGAGAAACUUUACUCCGCUUCCCAGGGCUUCACCGAGUUCACCGAGGCGGAGAGGAGCACCGCGGUCUCCACCGUGAAGGAUCAUAAUGCCGAGGCCGAACAGAGGACAGUGGAGUGGAUUAGGACGCAGGCGGCUCCCACUAAUUCGGCGGCUUUGGCGGCAGCGUAUCACACCACCGCGCUGGAGAGGGAGCGCCAGGAAUUCAGCACCACGGACAGCGAACUCAGGGUGAACUGCACUUCGGAUUACGGAGAGAAGAAACUUCCCCAAGCCAUCAUCAUCGGCGUGAAGAAAGGAGGGACCAGAGCCUUGCUGGAGGCGCUCAGGGUUCACCCGGACGUCAGAGCCGUUGGAAACGAGCCACAUUUCUUUGACAGGAACUACGAGAAAGGGCUGGACUGGUACAGGGACCUGAUGCCUUCGACGCUGGAGGGCCAGAUCACCAUGGAGAAGACGCCCAGCUACUUUGUGACUAACCAUGCCCCAAAGCGCAUCCACUCCAUGGCCAGGGACAUCAAGCUAAUUAUUGUGGUGCGUAAUCCAGUCACCAGAGCCAUUUCAGACUACACACAGACUUUGUCCAAGAAACCCGAGAUCCCCACUUUUGAGGUUCUGGCUUUUAAGAACCGGACGCUGGGUCUUAUAGACGCCUCAUGGAGCGCGCUGCGUAUUGGAAUAUAUGCUCUCCACCUGGAGACCUGGAUGCAGUAUUUCCCUCUCUCCCAAAUGCACUUUGUUAGCGGGGAGAGGCUGAUCGUGGACCCUGCAGGCGAGAUGGCCAAAGUGCAAGACUUCCUGGGACUGAAGCGCAUCGUCACGGACAAACACUUUUACUUCAACAAAACAAAAGGGUUCCCCUGCUUGAAGAAGCCGGAGGACAGCAGCACUCCCAGAUGCCUUGGCAAAUCUAAAGGGAGAACUCACCCGAAAAUUGACCCGGACGUGAUUCGGCGGCUGCAAAAGUUCUACAAACCCUUUAACAUGAUGUUCUACCAAAUGACCGGCCAGAACUUUGAAUGGGAGCUGGAGAUCGACAGUGAAUCUCGCAGCUCUCGGGACUAG